Molecule: messenger RNA, 1575 nt
Organism: Benincasa hispida (wax gourd)
Lineage: Eukaryota; Viridiplantae; Streptophyta; Magnoliopsida; Cucurbitales; Cucurbitaceae
Biological process (GO): box C/D snoRNP assembly
Molecular function (GO): box C/D methylation guide snoRNP complex binding
Source: RefSeq, a predicted model, not a curated record
CGUUUCAGAAAAUAAUAAUAAUAAAAUCCUAUUUUCUGUUGGCCUAUCUUAAACCCUAUUUCACCUUCAGCUGCCCCCCUCCCUCUCCUUCCCAGCCACUGCAUCUCGCGCCGCCGCACGCCGUCUCAGUGGGUGCCGCAAUCUCAGCCUUCCGACGAAAUCGCCGCCGCUGCCUCCCUCCUUCCAAAUUCAAGAGUUCCACAGGGGAUAAAACGAAGAACAAUUCCCAUUCGAACGAUCUUUAUUCCCCAAACCAAUUUCUCGGCUCUACUGAAGCCAAUCGCCGGUCGGCGAACAGUUUCUCGGCGACGCCUCUUCAGCUCUCUCUUCCUUCCUCACAGUCUCGAAAAGUGUUUCCGGCCGCUGCUCUCACGGCCGACGCCCGGCCGUUGUAAUUGUGACUAUCUCUAUUUCUCGGACAAAAACGCAAGUUCAUCCGACUUUCUCUGCCCCUCAGUCUCUCAAUUUAUUUCUUUCCCUCUAGCCGUGUCGUGAUUUCUUCUAGAUUACGGAUGGAGGACUUCUUUUUCUUUGCAGCUAGAAGAACGGAAAGAUGCGACAUAGCAAGGAUCUUUUGUAUUUGGAGCGGAAGGAUUUAUCCUCUUCGUCUUUAGAGUCCUCACUGCUAGUUUGUAAAAAGAACUCAACGUCCAAGGAGCCCCGUCGGAAUGAAAAACCGAUUACUGAACCGGCUUCAAAAAGCCUAGUAUUGGGAAGAGUCAAAGAUUUUUUAGGAGUAAUAUCAGAAGCUAAUAAAAAGCUGCAAAUGGAUGCAAAGGACAAUGCUGAAAAAUAUGAUAUCGAAGCCCUCGAUGGCAAUGAAUCUAAAGUGAUUGAAUUGGACCUGAUGUUGGGUAUUGCCGAUCUUCAUACUCCUGAAGCUGUGGCCGCUGCUGAAUCUGCAAUAAUUGGUAAUCAGCCUGUAAUUCCAUUGACUUGUAGUAGUAGUAGUGAGUCAGAAUCUGAAGAGAGUAGUGAUGAUAGUAUUACCAGUAACGACAAUAAUGAUGACAAUGAAAAGAGCGACGAUCAGAAUACUGACCACAGUAACAGAUCGUCAGUUAAACUCAAAAGAUCAAAUUCUAGGAAAACCAGCUGUAGAAGUAAAAGCAAAGGAAAAAGUAAAUCAGAAAAGCGACCAAAGAUUCUAGAGCUCUCUUAAGAGCCAUCUUUUGAUCACACCUAUUGCGUCAAUAUGGAUGUGUCGUUAUGGUUUAAAAGUUUCAUUCACUUUUGGUGUCAUUGGGGGAAGUAUAGGAAGCUUCUGAAGCUUGCACUGAGAAAAUCACCAAGGUAGAUUGCCAGCCUAGUCCUUUAAGCUUGGGCGGUAGAAAUCAAUUUCGCGCGACUGUAUGAUUUCAAGUUUUUUCUCUCCUCACCUUGAUCAUGAUUUCAAUUUUCAAGUGCAGAUAAGGUGAUGUCUUUAUGCAUUUCUUUUAGAAACUCCAAUAUAAUUUCAAGUUGUAAUUAUUCUUGGUCAGUUUGUCAGCCUUGGUUUGUAUACUUGAUGUCGAACUUCGAUAUUUCACAAUGGCCAUUUUUUUCACUUGAGCAUGAAUCAUCAUCCUUUUUUCU